AGUACAACUCCACACAGAGACAAAGCAUACACUUUAAUUGCUUAGAAAAGGCAAUACAAUGCUUCCUUGAUAGACUGAAAACACAGCUGAAAGAAGAAGCAAUACAAUGUUGUCUAUCUUGAAGGCCUUUGGUUUGACAGAGUUACUGGCUGCAGCAGUAUUGGUAGCAGUCCUUCCUGGUGCUGAUACUUUGAGUAGAGAUGAUUUCCCUUCUGAAUUUGUUUUUGGGGCAUCAACCUCAGCUUACCAGGUUGAAGGCGCAGCAGAUAUAGAUGGGAGGAAGCCAAGCAUAUGGGAUACCUUUGCCCAUGCUGGGAAUGGUAAUAUGUACAGAGGUGAUGGAGAUAUUGCAUGCGACCAAUAUCACAAAUAUAAGGAAGAUGUCCAACUCAUGGCCAACAUGGGCUUAGAUGCCUAUAGAUUUUCCAUUUCAUGGUCAAGGCUGAUUCCAUAUGGAAGAGGCCCAAUCAAUCCCAAGGGACUACAAUACUACAACAACCUUAUAAAUGAACUUAUAGGCCAUGGAAUCCAACCCCAUGUUACAUUACACCAUUGGGACCUGCCACAAAAACUUGAGGACGAAUAUGGAGGAUGGGUUAGCCGAAGAGUUGUGAAAGACUUUACUACAUAUGCAGAUGUGUGCUUCAGAGAAUUUGGUGACAGAGUUAAGUAUUGGACCACAGUGAAUGAGGGUAAUGUGUAUUCCAUGUUUGGCUAUGAUCUGGGAAUGUUACCACCUCAGAGGUGUUCUCCUUCCUUCAUAACUAACUGCUCCAAGGGAAAUUCCUCAACUGAGCCAUAUUUGGUAGCCCAUCAUAUGUUGUUAGCACAUGCUUCAGCUGUUAGAUUGUACAGGAAGAAAUACAAGGGCUUGCAACAUGGCUUUAUUGGGUUUAAUCUCCUUUCCUUUGGUCUUGUUCCUCUAACAAAUAGUAAUGAAGACAUAAGUGCCACUCAAAGGGCCCAAGAUUUCUUGAUCGGGUGGUUUCUUAAUCCCUUUACAUUUGGUGAGUAUCCUGAUUCAAUGAAAAAGAAUGCAGGCUCAAGGCUUCCUUCCUUCACCCAAAAGGAAUCAAAUCUGGUUCAGGGCUCAAUUGACUUCUUAGGAAUAAACUUUUACUACUCAUUUUAUGUUAAGAACAAUCCUAGGAGUCUGCAUAUGGAGGAUAGAGAUUUCAUUGCAGAUAUGUCAGUGGAAUUGCAAGGAUUAACUCAAAACGGUACAUCUCCAUAUGAGAUUCCAAUUACAACCUGGACUUUGCAAGGGGUACUAGACUCAUUGAAGAACAAUUAUGGCGAUUUCCCAAUUUACAUACACGAAAAUGGCCAACAAACACUUCAUAAUUCUUCAUUGGAUGACUGGUCGAGGGUGAAGUACUUGCAUGAAUACAUUGGGAGCAUCGUUGAUGCCCUGAGGAGUGGAUCAAAUGUAAAAGGUUACUUUGUAUGGUCCUUCUUGGAUGCAUUCGAGAUACUUGGGGGAUAUGAACAAAGUUAUGGCCUAUAUUACAUAGAUAUGAAAGAUCCAAGCUUGAAGAGACAGCCUAAGCUCUCUGCUGAAUGGUACUCAAGUUUUCUGAACAAGAAACCUAUGGAUACAAAGUUUGCCAUUGAAAUUGAGAAGAAUUCACCUGUGCUUGCUAGGACUCCCUUACUACAUAUGCCGCUUAAAAGUAAUCUGGAGCUCAUGACAAAUUAAAAUUCAUGAUCUUUUUGUUUAGUGGUCAUAAUUUGCUACUUUGUGCUCCUACCACGUGUGAUGAAUAAAAGGACAUUGCUUUUGUUGGAUAUAAAUUAAAAUACCAAAGUCUAAA
Messenger RNA from Lotus japonicus, 1814 nucleotides. RefSeq names its product beta-glucosidase 11-like. The transcript has 13 exons. Lineage: Eukaryota; Viridiplantae; Streptophyta; Magnoliopsida; Fabales; Fabaceae. Gene Ontology annotation, molecular function: beta-glucosidase activity. The record is from RefSeq and is a predicted model, not a curated record. The coding region runs from base 107 to 1699 and encodes 530 amino acids. Gene Ontology annotation, biological process: carbohydrate metabolic process.